AGUUUUUCCUCAAGUUCACUCAGUCAGGUGCAUCCAUCACUUCAGCUGUCGCUCUUGAGACUGUGCUGAAGAAUGAGGAAAUACGACUUGAACAACAUUACAGGAGGACUUUUCAAAAACUCAGCUGCAGUCGAGCAGGAUAAAGAUGGAUCCAACAACCCAGGUCCUCAUGUUGGGAAGCAAGAUGAGAACACUGACAGGGGAAAUUGGAGUAGCAAACGAGAGUACAUGCUGUCUAUGAUCGGCUAUGCAGUUGGUCUCGGAAAUGUGUGGAGGUUUCCCUACUUGGCUUACAAACAUGGGGGAGGGGCUUUCCUUAUCCCCUACACUAUCAUGUUGGCUGUUGCUGGCCUUCCGUUGUUCUUCAUGGAGAGCUCUUUUGGACAGUUCUGCAGCCAAGGCCCCAUCAAUGUGUGGAAAGCUGUGCCUAUACUGCAAGGUGUUGGCAUCACAAUGAUGCUGGUUAGCACUUUUGUGGCAAUCUACUAUAAUGUGAUCAUUGCAUACAGUAUCUACUACCUUUUUGCAUCUUUUCAAAAUCCUCUCCCCUGGAGUAUCAGGAACUGCAGCUCAACAGCAGCCUACAACAUUUCUGCUGCAGAACUGAAUUUGAAUCAAACCUGCCAGAACGAAAUCUCAUCAGGCCAGAGCCUCAGCGAGAAAUACUGGGAUGAGGUGGCUCUUCAGCGCACUAGCAGUAUGAAUGAGACGGGGCCAGUAGUAUGGCACCUGGCCCUCUGCCUGCUGCUCUCCUGGAUACUAGUCGGAGCAGCUCUCUUCAAAGGCAUCAAGUCCUCUGGGAAGGUGGUGUAUUUCACAGCUACUUUCCCUUACCUCGUCCUUUUGAUCCUGCUAAUUCGUGGUGUAACUCUGGAGGGAGCGAAAGACGGCAUUGAGUUCUACAUCGGUUCAAACUCCAACCUCACCAAACUGGCUGAUUCUGAGGUUUGGAAGGAUGCAGCUACUCAGAUCUUCUUUUCUCUCUCCAUUGCCUGGGGUGGUUUGAUGGCUCUGUCCUCUUACAAUAAGUUUUACAACAACUGCUACCAAGACUCCAUUAUUGUUUGUGUUACUAACUGUGGCACCAGUAUCUUUGCCGGCUUCGCCAUCUUUUCUAUCCUCGGACACAUGGCGCAUGUCUAUCAGAGACCUGUGUCAGAAGUUGCAGAUGCAGGUUUUGGAUUGGCCUUCAUUGCGUACCCUGAUGCUCUCUCUAAGCUGCCCAUAUCACCCCUGUGGUCAAUCCUGUUCUUCAUUAUGCUUAUUACCCUUGGCUUGGACUCCCAGUUUGCAGGAAUAGAGGUUAUCACCACUUGCCUUCAGGAUGCCUAUCCCAAAGUUCUGAAGUCCAAACGGGGACUUAUUACGAUAGCAGUCUGCAUUGUUCUCUUUCUGCUCGGCUUGCCGUGUGUCACUGGGGCAGGAAUAUACUGGGUGAAUUUAAUUGACACAUUUUGUGCUGGAUGGAUUCUCCUGGUUGCUGGAUUACUGGAGGUUUUAGGUUUAUCCAUCCUUUAUGGUGGUAAUCGUUUCAUCAAGGACAUUGAGAUGAUGAUCGGGACCAAGAGCUCCCUCUUCUGGUUAUGGUGGAGAGCUUGCUGGUUUUUUAUCACCCCAGUGGUUAUUUCUAUUAUUCUUGUAUGGUCCUUAUAUACUUUUACGUCCCCCACAUAUGGCUCAGUUGCAUACCCAGAUUGGGGCGUUUCCUUGGGCUGGUGUAUGACUGCAUUUUGCCUCAUUUGGAUCCCUAUUCUUGCAAUCUGGAAAGUGUACAAAGCUAGCGGAGGCCCCUGGCAGCGUAUCAAAGCAGCCUGUUCACCUACAGAGGACUGGGGUCCUUACUUGGAGUGCCACAGAGGAGAGCGUUAUGGGACGAGAGGCGUGUCUGAUGCAAAUAUAUUUGUAAUCUCAAAUAAUUUAACUACUAAGUUGUAAAAAAUGUUUAACAUAAGCAUAACAGUUGUACAUGUAUACAUAUGUAGCACCAUAGUUAAUGAACAAGUUAACUUAAUAUUUUAAUGUAUCAAAUUUUAAUCCCUUUGUUUGAUUGAAGUGUGCUCUAUUUGAAUUUUUUGUAGACUUUAUUUUUUAUCUUUUAUGAGAAGUUUGUAUGUUUACAUUUAUCGUUUUAGGUUCUCUUAUUGGAAAAUGUAAUAUUUAUGUUUUUAAUGUCCAAAUUGAAAUGUAAUAUUCAUAUUUAAUAAAUUAUUUAUUAAAUAUAUAUAUAAUAUAUAUAUAUAAACAAAUCAAUAUGGGUAUAAUUACCAGACAAUCAACUGAAAGAUCUUGCAUCUUAUAUUGCAAGCAUGUUUUUUAAUCACAAAAAGGUGGUAAGAAUACAUUUAUGGGGUACAUAUAAUGCAUACUGUUAACCAGUGGUGUAAAAUAUUUGAGUACAUGUAAUUAGUUACUGUACUUAAGUGGCUACUUUGUAGUUUUAGAGAGUAUCAAAGAUAUAAGCAUCUUUUACUCUCUACUUGACUACAAUUUUGAAAAAGUAUGUAUGCCUGUAUGUACUCUUUACUCCAGUCCAUUUGUGAUAAGUAAUGCAAUUACUGACAUUUUGCAUGGCACCUAACUUUUUCUGCAGCAGUUUGUUUCUGCUACAAAAGAAGUGAUAUCGCCAUCUACAAGGCAUUGAAGGUACUAUAUCUUGUGUGUUUUGCCCUUACUCACCCAAACUUGUCAACAAGGCUUCAUUAUGCGAAUGCUAGUGCAUUAGCAGGUAGUUGUGAAACACAUGUGUUUCAUAUUGUAUAUGAGAUGAGGUCAUGACUGCAGCCGGUGAUUAGGCCAAACCAGUACUUCCAGUGCAAGUAGGCUUUGACUAUUUAAUUUUACUUAAAUUGAUUUUAUUUAUCCUUUAUAUUGAAGAGAGCUUUUUGAAGGAUAUUGGUUUACUUAAGCAGUUUUUGAGCACCCGAGCUUAACUGAGACGAGUGUUUGUACACGUUUAAGAGUCUGUUGUGGCGACCUUGAUUUAUUGUAAUAUUGAGGUGUUCAGUUUUAUUUUGAUUUGAGAAAAUAAACAUGAUUUCUCUCCACAAA
Molecule: messenger RNA, 3048 nt
Organism: Ctenopharyngodon idella (grass carp)
Lineage: Eukaryota; Metazoa; Chordata; Actinopteri; Cypriniformes; Xenocyprididae
Gene: slc6a14
Product: solute carrier family 6 member 14
Exons: 14
Coding region: 73-1935 (620 amino acids)
Biological process (GO): sodium ion transmembrane transport
Cellular component (GO): membrane
Molecular function (GO): L-proline transmembrane transporter activity
Source: RefSeq, a predicted model, not a curated record